GAGGAUAAGACCAUCGAGAGAGGAGAGUAGAGGAGAGGAGAGGAGGAAGACACAGUACCCAAAAUGGCUUCGAUGUCGCUGAUAACUUCAUUGCCAUGGCUUACGAGGAAAUCCAUAAGAACCCAAGUUCCUUCAGCUUCUUGCACUCUUCCCUUUGGGUCUAGAAUAAGAAGCUCUCUAUCUGUGAAUGCGGCUAACAUUACUGCAGCACGCCCCGCGUUGCUUCACUGUUCCUUUCUCCCUUCUUCCGCAUCUUCUUCCUCCCUCGCCUCUUCCUUUUCAGAUAUCGAUUUUGGAUUUCACUUUUUUGAAGUGAAAGUACUUCCGUGAUGCUAACCAAGUAAUGCUGUGUCUGAAAUGGUAGAUGGUUGAAAACUAUAGUAGCUAUUUUGUUGGGCUGUAUGGUACCAAUUAUCCCUUUAUAUUUAUGGUAUGUUGGAAUUUACCCCCUUAUUAUCAAGGACCAAUUUUCAUCCCAGAAACUCAUUGUUGAUGCCAAAGUUAUCCGUUUCUGGAGUUUUUACAAUAAUGAUAAUUGGUAUUUAAUCAAUAUGCUUUUUGAAC
Molecule: messenger RNA, 564 nt
Organism: Rubroshorea leprosula
Lineage: Eukaryota; Viridiplantae; Streptophyta; Magnoliopsida; Malvales; Dipterocarpaceae
Source: the annotation of a GenBank genome assembly